Molecule: messenger RNA, 3412 nt
Organism: Plutella xylostella (diamondback moth)
Lineage: Eukaryota; Metazoa; Arthropoda; Insecta; Lepidoptera; Plutellidae
Product: RUS family member 1
Source: RefSeq, a predicted model, not a curated record
CUUGCUGUGUUGUACUUUUUCUUGUUUUCUAUUUUUCAUGUUUAUUUUAUUUUCAAUUGAAAUAUGUCUAGGUCUAUUCUAGUAUGUAAGGAAACGUAUGGUGGUUCGAGCAGAGAAAGACUUUACGUUAUACCUCCUGCUCAAAAGAAUAUUGUGUCGGUUGUGUUGGUAGACAAUAAAAGAGCGACUAUUAUCAACUGGUUCACCAAAGUAUUCCUACCUCAGGGGUACCCAAAAAGCGUAAGCGAUGAUUACUUAUCCUACCAAAUUUGGGACACCGCCCAAGCAUUUUGCAGUACAAUAACAGGUACACUAGCAACUCAGGAAGUGUUGCGUGGAGUGGGGGUUGGCAGCACCGAGGCCACUCCGCUGGCCGCCACCAUCACGUGGGUGGUAAAGGACAGCUGCGGACAUCUCGGCAAGAUAUUGUUUGCCUUCAGCCAUGGGACUCAUCUGGACGCAUACAGUAAAACCUGGCGCCUGUAUGCAGACACGCUCAACGAUGCCGCCAUGUGCGUCGAGAUCGCGCUGCCACUCUUCAAGAAUAUGACCACGUUCUUGCUGUGCCUGAGCACGGUCAUGAAAGCUAUUGUUGGAGUUGCCGGUGGCGCGACGCGCGCGGCGCUGACGCAGCAUCACGCGGUGCGCAGCAACCUGGGCGACGUGGCCGCCAAGGACGCCGCACAGGAGACCGCCGUGAACCUGGUCGCCUCCAUGGCAGCGCUACUCGUCAUCUCUGUCUUCGGCAACUCCCUAGUCAUCUUCUCCUUGCUCACGGUACUUCACAUCGUGUUUAACUACCUGGCGGUUCGCUCCGUCUGCUUGCGCUCGCUGAACGAGCCGCGCCUGCUGCAGCUGACAGACCUGUAUCUGCGGCACGGGGCGCUCGCCACGCCCGAGCAGGUCAACCGCUCGGAGCCGCUCGUGUUCUACCAGCUGGGCGGCAGCAUGCUGGAUUUAAAACUAUGCGGCUUCCAAAUUAAACUCGGCCACUCUUUCAAUUCGGUCCUCAAGCAUUACAAUGCGUCUGAACUGCAGUCCAUAUUGGACGUGUAUGAAAAGCGUCAGUACAUGGUUGUGCCCGCCGUAGGCAGUCGUCGGAUGUUCGUGUUCGUGACGUCACAAGCCAAGGCGACUGAUGUGCUGUGCGGGUACUUGCACGCGGUCAUGCUGGCCGCUGUCACGUGCGCCAUCAAUGAUGUUCAGUUGCCGAUCCUAAACAUGCCAUCGACCCGUCCGUUCGCGGAGCUGUGCCUCUCGAUGCAGGGCUCCGAGUGCAGCCGCUCGCCGGUCCCCGAGGCCGCCCUCACGGCGCACGGGCUGGUCUACAACCCCUCGCUCGAGCUGAUGAGGGACAUGGACCAGGUCGUGCAGAGGGAGUGGCUCACCGUCUACCGGGGGAUGAAGCAGACCGGGUGGGACGUGAGCACGCAUCUCCUGGUCCUAGACGAGUGGCGAAUGCACAGACAAAACGCCAGUGAGGUGAAGGUGGCCACAGACUAGGUAGAGCGUCACCGACUUUACAGUGCCACAAACUUAUCUGGGCCUCUAGUACGGGUUUUGCAAUUUACGUAAACAAAAAAAGUUUUGGUUUUCUUCUGUCACCUGCAUAAAUUAUCUGUCAAAUGUUUAAUGAUAGUUUCCGCUAGAGGCGCCACUUUGUAUGCGAGAAAAAUUUAACUUUUAUAGUUUUCGACGAUCUAUCAAACCUCUACUAGACGUACUGUUCCGGUGACAGCUCACAUAAAUGUCUAAUAUUUCUUAUUUCUAUAAGAUCUCAAGUUUGCUCGUAUUGUUAAUUUCGCCCUUGCGGUGUUAAUAAACCCAUCUAAUCUUUUCCAAUAUACAAUUCAUUAUUAAGUAAUGAGAUAUGGAUCCGGAACACCGGAACAGAUAAGUUGUCGCACUGUACUUUAAUACGAACGAACUAGAUGGAGUGUCAGUGCACAAUUUAAGAAACGUGUCGACGCACUUCUACCACUAAGCUCCUAUUUUGAAUUCGUGAGCAGAUUGUGAGAAGAUUUGUGACUUUAUUCAUUGGUUUUUAUUAGAUGGAACUUAAAUCGGUUUGACAGUAAAAAAAACGACAACUUUUUUUGCUUUGUUUUUGUAUGUUACAUACAUUGUUCUUAUAUUGUUAAGCAAGAUCGGCACUGAAUAGUUUUUUUUUUAUUUUUGCCAAAAUUUUAUGCAUAAAACCGUAAAUAAAAAAAACUAGCCAUAUUUCAAUAUUUUUGAAAUAUGGAUAGUUUUGUUAUGGACUGCUAUUUUAAUUUGUUGCUAAUGUAAAUGUGAUGUAAAGUGAUGCAAAUGGAACACUGUACAUGCUUGUUAACACUUAGCAACAGGCAACAUAUACCUAAUAGACCUCUGUUGGGUGUGGUCCUGCUAUAAUAAAACUGCAUUUACUGAUUUACAAAAUUAUUAACUCACUGAAUUUUAGAUACAUUAUAGUACUUACCUCGCAAAAUGGAUCAGUAUAAAAUAAAAUAAUUGGGGGCAGCUAUUAGUUGCGAAUUUGUUUAGCAAUACUAAUAUUAUUUUAUAUCUACCUGUAAUUGUACUGCAAAAUGCUUGGGCGGUGUCCCAAAUUUGGUAGGAUAAGUAUUCAUCGCUUGCGCUUUUUGGGUACCCCUGAGGUAAGAAUACUUUGGUGAACCAGUUGAUAAUAGUCGCUAUUUUGUUGUGUCUACCAACACAAUAUUCUUUUGAGCUGAAACAAUUAAAUUUUGUAAAGUAAACAAACUAACGUAUAAAUACAAAAACGUAUAAAUAUUAAGGUCUACUUACCAAUAACCCUGUAUACUCCAUGGUUGAGAUUAGUACUUCUCCUCCAUAGAGUAAAUAAUACUAGUGCGUGCCGCCGCCGCCUGCUGGCGCCCUGGUGCAGUUUUACAUUUAAGGUUAAUUUAUUACGGCUGUGUCCCCUUAUGGAAAACGAUUGCGUUAACAGGGUAUCCCGUAAAUACUGGAUCAACGAAACGGGGGUGACUCAGGGGGUCAGUCUUAACAACUGUUGUUGUUGUUGCGUUGUUCUAAUUCGCAAAGAACCAUAGAACAAAAGUUGUCCAGAUUGACCCCUUUUCCGUUCGUCCACUAUUGACUGGGCACCCUGUAGUUUGGAUUUAUUACGAGUAGGAACGCAAUUUAGUCAACUUUAAAGUAUUUACACUUAUAAUAAACAUGUUUAAGAUAUAUCUUUAUUUAUACCAAAUAUAUUGUAAGUAAGUAAUUGCUAUACAUAUUUAUAUGCAGUACACGACACAACCCUGCGUUAUAGAUAUAAGUUUUUAUUUGUAUAUAUUUGCUUGAAUGUCUUUAAUUUUUAUGAUGUUGCUGGAUAUACAUUACUUAAAUAACAGAAGUGCUAGAUUUAAGUAGUGUUUAGACUUAUUCCAUAUAAUAAUAAUAU